Messenger RNA from Drosophila elegans, 1724 nucleotides. RefSeq lists its product as uncharacterized. The coding region runs from base 51 to 1724 and encodes 557 amino acids. The transcript has 7 exons. NCBI's taxonomy places the organism in Eukaryota, Metazoa, Arthropoda, Insecta, Diptera, Drosophilidae. The record is from RefSeq and is a predicted model, not a curated record.
AGUUGCAAGUGCAACAUCUGCCACAGUCGCCGCGCGAAUUUCCGUUAAUAAUGUUGUCAAAGCGUUCCGAUGCGCUGAUAAGCGCUUUCGUUUUGACGCUCUAUUAUGUGGGCGUGGCCGCUGGGAACGCAUCAGACUUUGUGACAAUGGGCGAUCUGCGCAGGAGCAGGCGUGGCCAGUUGCAUUCCUCGCGUCCCGGUGGCAUGAUAAUGGAGGGCGUCGGAUUCCAAUACACCAUGCGGUUUCAGCCGGGCUUCCACCUCCACAAUCUGGCCCAGCAGCAGGGGGAGGGUGGGGGAAUGGACGGUAUGGACGGAAUGGGAGAUGGCGCUGUGACGGAAGCACCAAUGCCCAUGCCAACUCCUGGGACACCGCCUCCAGAACCAGCUACCCCAGAGCCAGAGGAACCGGAGCCCACGAUACCAACCCGUCCCACAUCCGCACCAACUGAGGUACCCUCACCACCAUCACCACCAUCACCACCAACAACGGAUUCGAUGAUGAUGAUGCCCACUCCGACUGCUAGUCCCCGGCCCAGUGUGAAACCGUCGGUGAGACCGCCAGUGCCCACGCCACCGUCCAGCACCAUGAGCUCCAUUAUGCAGCCCCAUCAGACCCUGAAGAAGCUCCUCUUCGGGUCGCCCAUCGAGGCGAAUCUCAUCCUCAAGAAACCCAAUGCACCGCGUGCGAAGGGCAAGGGCUUCCUCAGUCUGUUCGAGGUGAUCAAGUUCCCCAAUACGAAGUGCAGUGUGUCCAUGGGCGACAUACGGAGCAUGGAGGGUGUCUGCUACCACGAGUUCGAGUGCAAGAGCCUCGGGGGGAUUCCCACCGAGAGCUGUGCCGAGGGCGUGGGCGUUUGCUGUGUGUUCGUCAAUGGAUGUGGCGAUGUCACCAGCCAGCAGAUCCUCUACUUCGAGAGUCCCAACUAUCCAAAUGCGGUGCGCGAAAUGAUGAUCUGUGUGCUGAUCAUCAAUGUGAAGAAGGGAGUGCAGCAAAUGAGACUGGAUUUUCAGAUGUUCGAGCUAAGUCGUCCCACAAAUGGUGAUUGCGUAGACGAUCAGUUUAUAGUCUCGGGCCACAAUACCAAUUUUCAAAUUCCCAUUCUGUGCGGCAUCAACACAGGCCAGCAUAUGUAUAUUCAUGUUGGCGACUCAAACGAGAACAAAGUGUAUCUCUCGGUAUUUAUGAAAGUCUCUGGUGGAGGACGUUCGUUUAAUAUCAAAGUCAAUCAGCUGGACGACGACCUGGCUCCUAAUAAUUGCCUGCAAUAUUUCCCUGAAGCUGAAGGACUAAUAAAAUCCUUUAACUACGAUACAGAUGGUUCCAUUGUAGACAACCGAGAAGCUACUUAUUUUAACAAUUUAAAUUAUGCCAUAUGCCUCGCUCGCUUGAAGAAUGUGUGCAGUGUCAGCUAUAAUACAGAGCAACUGGGGGGCGAUCAGCCAGACUUUCAAAUCGUCAACAAAGAUGAGGCCGAAAACGAUUUGAUAUCCGAUGGCCAGGCGGGAGCUGGGAUAUUCAACUGCCCGGAUGACUUUAUAGCCAUCAAUUCGGUGCCGCUUUGCGGGGAGCGGUUCAACGAUGGUCGGGACAGCGACGAUUUCACCAUGCACGCCACCGUUAGGGACACCGCCGCAGGUCCCAUCGUCCUGCCCUUCCGCACCGAUGCCGAAUAUGUGGGUCGCGGCUUUCGCCUGCUCUACAGACAGGAACUGUGUGCCUGA